ACUUCGUGUUCAAUUCUAAUUCAAGUUGCUAAUGCUCACAUACUUCCUCACAUACUUCGUUCCAAGUGCGUUCAGUUUGUACGUGUCGUGAGAUUCAUAUAAGUGAAAUGGCGAAAACGCGAUCCAAGUAUAUUUCAGUAGGUGAAAGAAAAAUGCGGGCGGCGGCAAAUGAAAAAAAUUUGGACUUUGUGCAGAAUACUCCCGAAAUUGAAACCGUUUACAAAGGAAAAAAACAAAUGUGGUAACAAAAUGGCUGCCAAACCUCUAAACACUAGUCUUCAGUAUGCUUACUCUAGCAAAAAGGAAAGAACAUUGGGAAAAGGUAAAAAUGUGUGCCUGAACAAAUUACUGUUGCAACUUGCAACAACCUAACUCUCAGAUUUCAGCUAUGCCUGAGGAGGAAAAUGGAGGAAAUAUAAACGGUUCCCUACAUCAAUUUACCGAAUAUAAUAACUCUAUUGAAGAAAUAAUGACUGUUUUUGAUAGUGAUAUAGAAGCCGAAAAUAGUUCUGAAAAUGACGAUGCCAGAAAUAUUGAAAAUAUGACAAAAAAAAUCAAAGACUUGAAGGAAAAAAAUAUAAAAUUAAAAAAAGCUUACGAUAAAGCACUGGAAAGAAUAUUUAGAUUGACGGAUAUUCUUAACUCAAAAGUUUGUGGAGAGCCGACCGAAAACGUAUUUACAGAAGUUCCUGGGUUCCCGGAUAGAACUACAUUAAAAAGAUUUUCAGAAGCUGCAACAAGUGAUUUUGUUUUUGUUAAGCUCAUGAUGAAAGGGCUAUGGCCAAAUGGCUUGAAAAACAAGUCCGUAAUCGGUCGUGCUUCAAACAACCCUUAUGGUCGGCCAUCGCGAAAACGGCCAUUAAAUCCACUCGUACAAAUUGAGCCACGUGAACAACUUUCACCAGAAAAAGUCAAAUACAUUGGAGAUCGUUUUAUUGAGCACCGAAUUUUUCAAAGUGAUCCUCCAGUGAUCGCGAAACAGAGAUCCGAUGAGUGUAACGGUCUCAUGACACGUAUGGUUUCAUACUAUGGCGCUGUUUGAAUCUUGUUGCUGCUUUCAGGUUUUCUUGUUUAUGACCUUAAAGAAUUACCUGCUACUCUGAUUAAUGUAUUAUACUAAUUUCAUAAAACUGUUAUUUUUAUGUUUGACGCAAAACGAAAAAUAAUAAAACAAAUCA
This is a messenger RNA of Wyeomyia smithii (pitcher-plant mosquito), 1178 nucleotides long. RefSeq lists its product as uncharacterized. Bases 389 to 1042 code for a protein of 217 amino acids. NCBI's taxonomy places the organism in Eukaryota, Metazoa, Arthropoda, Insecta, Diptera, Culicidae. The transcript is spliced from 4 exons. The record is from RefSeq and is a predicted model, not a curated record.